AUGGCCAAGGCUAAGAAAUCCGGUGACACCAUCUCCAGCCGUUUGGCUCUGGUCAUGAAGAGUGGAAAGGUCACCAUGGGCCAAAAGUCCACUCUCAAGUCUCUGCGAUCUGGCAAGGCCAAGCUUAUCCUCAUUGCUGGAAACUGCCCUCCUCUGCGCAAGUCUGAGCUUGAGUACUACGCUAUGCUUGCCAAGACUCCCGUCCACCACUUUAGCGGCAACAACAUUGAGCUUGGAACUGCUUGCGGUAAACUCUUCCGUUGCUCUACCAUGGCUGUCCUUGACCAGGGUGACUCCGACAUUCUCUCCCAGGAGGCUUAA
This is a messenger RNA of Talaromyces stipitatus ATCC 10500, 321 nucleotides long. Its product is annotated as 60S ribosomal protein L30. The transcript has 6 exons. The record is from RefSeq and is a predicted model, not a curated record. Bases 1 to 321 code for a protein of 106 amino acids. Lineage: Eukaryota; Fungi; Ascomycota; Eurotiomycetes; Eurotiales; Trichocomaceae. Gene Ontology annotation, cellular component: cytosolic large ribosomal subunit. Gene Ontology annotation, molecular function: structural constituent of ribosome; RNA binding.